UCCUGCCCUUCCAGCCUCCCUGCCAAACUACCCCCGGGGCUGGAGCUCUCCCGCAGCGGCGUCCUCCUCCUCCUCCCUGCGCCAUGGCCACGGCCUUUGCCUCCAAAGCCAGCCAGACCCUGAUGACCCCGGAGCCUCACUACCUCCCGGGCUACAGAGGACACUGUCCCCACUACAAGUUCACCCUGGGCCAGACCUACGGGAAGCUGACCUCACAGUUGCUCACCUGCCCAGAGUGGGCACGCUCCGGCCAGACCCUUCUGCAGCCCAACUGCUGCGCCCACGCCCAAGGCGACCCCCUGGAGGAGUGCUGUGAGGCAAAGACCGGCCUGUUCGCUUGCCGCACAAUCCCAGGAUAUACAGGGUUCAUCCCCCGGGCACAGAACUAUUAUGCCAAGACCUACUGCAAGAUCUGCAAGGAGGCUGGGCAUGAGUUUGCCAGGCAGCUGGCGAGGGGCACUGGCGGGAUGCAGGUGUGGCAGCACGUGGCAGCAUCUCCUAAGGACGCGGAGCCAGAAUCUGAACUCCCCCCUGCCAAGAAGAUGCCUCGGUUGGCAGCUUCAUCUAAAGCUUCUGCCACAGGACAGCCGCGCUGGGUUCCCAAGCCACACGGAGUGCCUGCUGCCGCUGGGAACGAUGGUGCACCCCAGAAAUACUUCGUUCCAGGCUUCACGGGUUUUGUCCCCCGUGCUCGGUAUUUGAUCGGGGCCAGCUACCCAACCCUCACCCGUCGUGCAUGGGAGGAGUUUGGCCGGAUGCUUCAGAAGCAACAGCGCCAGGCUCCUCCGGGCAGCGGCACUCCGAGGAAGAGGGAGGGUCCAGCCUUCCCACCCCUGGCGAAGACCUACCCCACGGACAAGGGCCUCCUGCCCCACUACAAGGGCUAUGUACCAGGUUACAAGUUCCGGUUUGGCCACACCUACGGCCACCUUACCUACGACGCCCUGGGCCGGAGCUGGGUGGAGAAACUGGCGUCAGAUCGCCUGCCAUAGAAGGCUGCCUCCCCGGCCUCAUCUCCAGAUCUCACCUCCCCACCGUGCCAAAAAUCGGGCUCCUCUGUGUGUUUGGGGUCAACCCCCACAGUGCCCUCCCAGGCCAAGGACAGGCAUGAGGAAAGGAGAGGCUGCUGGACAGCAGUCGGGCCUUUGUGACUGGGCUGGGACCAGUUCCUUGCGAGCUCUGAGCAACUCGAACCACCCCCGGGCUCAUGGAGGGAUUGGAAAGGACACCAGCAAGCUUCUCCCAGAGACAACGGGGAGCGGCUUCCAGUCGGAGCAACCUGCCGGUUCCUUAUCAGGUAGCUUUGUAAGGACAGUGGGGUGGGGAAAGGGCACACGGUAGUCAGGAUCAGAAGACAGCAGUAGGGAGGUUGCCCGCAAGGGUGUUGUCAACAAAAAAAUAGGAAGCAUUUGCCUCUUAAGGGCUGGCACCCCCCCCACCCCAGAAUCCCCGCCCCCUCCAGCCUCGGCAGGAAAGGGAGUCAUUUGGUCCUGGCCAGGAUAGCAGCUGACCCCUCACCUGAGGUUGCUGGAUACAGACCAGUCAGGGAAAGGUUAUGGGCCCCAGAAGCCGCCGCCUGGCUGUCCCGGAACAGUCCAAAGUGGGUCUCGUCUCCUCCACCAUCCCCACAAAGGCCUGGAUUAGCCCCAGGGCAUCUUCGAGAGCCGCUCUCUCCUCCCCGCCCCCCACACUGUUCUGAUAGGUCAGCUGGAGGACUCUGGACUGGACUCCAGAACGGUCAGAUGGCCAGGAAACUGGCUGGACGGCCACACCCAAAGAGUUGUCAACGGCAUCAUGUCUGAGUGGAGGGAGGUGCCCAGUGGAGCGCCACAGAACUCGCUUUGGGGCCCAAUGCCAUUCAAUAUUUUCAUAAACGAUCUGGGUGAGGAUAUGAAGGGAUUCCUCAUUAAAUUUGCGGAUGACACCAAACUGGGAGGAGCAGCAAACACCCUUGAAAACAGGGAUAGAAAUGAACGCAAGCUGAACACACUGGAAAAAUGGGGGGAUUUGAAUAAAAUGUGAUUCAACAUG
Messenger RNA from Eublepharis macularius, 2031 nucleotides. It is a transcript of the gene CIMIP2B, whose product is annotated as family with sequence similarity 166 member B. Bases 84 to 992 code for a protein of 302 amino acids. The transcript has 6 exons. NCBI's taxonomy places the organism in Eukaryota, Metazoa, Chordata, Lepidosauria, Squamata, Eublepharidae. The record is from RefSeq and is a predicted model, not a curated record.